AUGGUCGUAGGGUUGGACACAGAAUGGAUGUCAAUCUACGUCGAGAAGGAGAAGAGGAAUAAAACCGCAAUCCUUCAACUAUGUGUUGAGGAAAAGUGUCUUAUCUUCCAGUUAAAUCACAUGGACUACAUCCCCAUAGCCCUCCAUAAUUUCAUGACACACCCAGAGUUCAAGCUUGUAGGGGUAGGGGUUCAGCUAGAUACUAAAAUGCUUGAGAAUGAUCAUUGGUUGAUGUGCAACAAGGGCAUAGAUGUAGCCACUUUGGCAAAAAAACAUUGGCCUGGUAGGUUUAGUUCUUCACCAGGACUACAACUUUUGGCAAAGGAGCUGGCAAAUCUUGACAUGAAGAAGCCAAAGGAUGUGCGCAUGAGCAAAUGGGAAUCAAAGGAGUUGACUAAAGUUCAAGUUGAAUAUGCCUGUAUUGAUGCUUUUGCUUCUUACAAGAUCGGUAAAAAGCUCCUAAUCGAUGAAGGACUUGCCUCUACCCUACCAUAA
Lotus japonicus is the source of this 495-nucleotide messenger RNA. RefSeq lists its product as uncharacterized. Gene Ontology annotation, biological process: nucleobase-containing compound metabolic process. The record is from RefSeq and is a predicted model, not a curated record. Bases 1 to 495 code for a protein of 164 amino acids. Gene Ontology annotation, molecular function: nucleic acid binding; 3'-5' exonuclease activity. Lineage: Eukaryota; Viridiplantae; Streptophyta; Magnoliopsida; Fabales; Fabaceae. Gene Ontology annotation, cellular component: cytoplasm; nucleus. The transcript has a single exon.